AUAGAAGAACGUUUGUCCAAAACUUCAAUCUCCAUCAGGACCAUGGACGCCUGUGCUGUGCUGGUUCUAACAUUGGCUGUUUUUCAGUCAUGUUCCGGGUUCCACUGUCCGAUGCCUACCGGAAACUACCCCAUGAUAGAGUCGGAGAGCUGUGAAGUGUACUGGCAGUGCAGGAACGGCAUGCUAGUGGCCGCUCAGUGCACAGGCGCGCACCAGUUCCACUACAGAGAGCGCAAGUGUCUUCAUGGGAGCAUCGUCAGCUGUAUCAUGCAGAGAAAGCAUUACAAACAUUCCCACAUGCCACACAAAGCGAUGCCACAUAAACCAAUGCCUAUGCCCAUGCCGAUGACUCCAAAGCCGGCACCACCAAAACCCAUCUACAUUCCGUUUCCUGUACCUGUCCAUCCUCAACAUCCGGUUCCGCCCUGUGCAGCGCCACCAUGUGGGAAACCGGUUCUGGUUCCUGGAUCGCCAUGUGGCACUCCACCGUGCGGGAAACCGGUUGCAAUGCCGGGAGGUCCUGGAUUAUUUCCCUUUCCACAAAAAGGACAAAUACCACCGUAUAUAGAGCAAAUGUGGCGGAAUGUGUACGGACGGGGGUGAAUGUCUGAAAUAUAUAUUAACUUGAGUGAAAGUUUUUGUGAUAACAGAUCGUGAAGGUGCAUAAUAUGUGUUAUAUCUGUACUAUGAUAAUAAAUAGUGGGACUAU
Molecule: messenger RNA, 709 nt
Organism: Haliotis rubra (blacklip abalone)
Lineage: Eukaryota; Metazoa; Mollusca; Gastropoda; Lepetellida; Haliotidae
Product: vegetative cell wall protein gp1-like
Exons: 2
Coding region: 43-603 (186 amino acids)
Cellular component (GO): extracellular region
Molecular function (GO): chitin binding
Source: RefSeq, a predicted model, not a curated record